CUCCCUGGGCACCGGAGUCAUGUGACCCACACAAUGGCCGAGCGCCCACUGCAGGCUUCCCGGCAACGCCGAGGGAAAGCCAUGACGGCCGCCGCGGGUUCGGCGGGCCACGCCGCGGUGCCCCUACUGCUGUGCGCGCUGCUGGUGCCCGGCGGCGCGUACGUGCUGGACGACUCCGACGGGCUGGGCCGGGAGUUCGACGGCGUCGGGGCAGUCAGCGGCGGCGGGGCAACCUCCCGACUUCUAGUAAAUUAUCCAGAGCCCUAUCGUUCUCAAAUAUUGGAUUAUCUCUUUAAGCCAAACUUUGGUGCCUCUUUGCAUAUUCUAAAAGUCGAAAUAGGUGGUGAUGGGCAGACAACAGAUGGUACUGAACCCUCCCACAUGCACUAUGCAUUAGAUGAGAAUUAUUUCCGAGGAUAUGAGUGGUGGUUAAUGAAGGAAGCUAAGAAGCGGAACCCUAAUAUUAUACUCAUGGGGUUGCCAUGGUCAUUUCCUGGAUGGCUAGGAAAAGGUUUCAACUGGCCUUACGUGAAUCUUCAGCUGACUGCCUACUAUAUCAUGACCUGGAUUGUGGGUGCCAAGCAUUAUCAUGAUUUGGACAUUGAUUAUAUCGGGAUUUGGAAUGAGAGGUCAUUUGACAUCAAUUAUAUCAAGGUGUUAAGAAGAAUGCUGAACUAUCAAGGUCUUGAUCGAGUGAAAAUCAUAGCGAGUGACAAUCUCUGGGAGCCCAUUUCUGCUUCCAUGUUGCUUGACUCUGAGCUUUUGAAAGUGAUUGAUGUUAUAGGAGCUCAUUAUCCUGGGACCCAUACAGUAAAGGAUGCGAAGUUGACUAAGAAGAAACUUUGGUCUUCUGAAGAUUUUAGCACUUUAAAUAGUGAUGUGGGCGCAGGCUGCUUGGGUCGCAUAUUGAACCAGAAUUAUGUCAAUGGCUACAUGACUGCCACAAUUGCUUGGAAUUUGGUGGCUAGUUACUAUGAACAGUUGCCUUAUGGACGAUGUGGAUUGAUGACUGCUCAGGAGCCAUGGAGUGGGCACUAUGUAGUAGAGUCUCCUAUCUGGGUAUCAGCUCAUACCACUCAGUUUACUCAACCAGGUUGGUAUUACCUGAAGACAGUUGGUCAUUUAGAGAAAGGAGGAAGCUACGUGGCCCUGACAGAUGGCUUAGGUAACCUCACCAUCAUCGUUGAAACUAUGAGCCAUAAACAGUCUGCUUGUAUAAGGCCGUUUCUGCCUUACUUCAACGUGUCACAUCAGUUCGCUACCUUUGUUCUUAAGGGUUCUUUUAGUGAAAUACCAGAGCUACAGGUGUGGUAUACGAAGCUUGGAAAACCAUCUGAGAGAUAUCUUUUUAAACAACUGGAUUCUCUAUGGCUCCUCGACAGCAGCAGCACUUUCACCCUGGAGCUUCAGGAGGAUGAGAUCUUCACACUCACUACUCUCACUGUGGGGAGCAAGGGCAGCUACCCGCUGCCUCCCAAGUCCGAGCCUUUCCCGCCAAUUUAUGAAGAUGAUUUCGAUGUUGAUUACCCAUUUUUUAGUGAAGCUCCGAAUUUCGCUGAUCAGACUGGCGUCUUUGAAUACUUUACGAACAUUGAAGACCCUGGAGAGCAUCGUUUCACACUGCGCCAAGUUCUCAAUCAGCGGCCCAUUACCUGGGCUGCUGAUGCAUACAAUACCAUCAGUAUUAUAGGAGAUUACAAAUGGUCCAAUCUGACUGUAAGGUGUGAUGUUUACAUAGAGACUCCUGAGAAGGGAGGCGUGUUCAUUGCCGGAAGAGUAAAUAAAGGUGGUAUCUUGAUUAGAAGUGCCAGAGGAGUUUUCUUCUGGAUUUUUGCAAAUGGAACCUACAGAGUUACAGGUGAUCUAGCUGGAUGGGUCAUAUAUGCUUUAGGACAUGUUGACGUUACAGCAAAAAAAUGGUAUACGCUCACGUUAAUUAUUAAGGGCCGGCUGUCCUCUGGCAUGCUGAACGGCAAGACUGUCUGGAAGAACAUCCCUGUGAGUUUCCCGAAGAACGGCUGGGCCGCCAUUGGAACUCACUCCUUUGAAUUUGCACAGUUUGACAACUUUCAUGUGGAAGCCACGAGAUAAUAUUCACAGAGUACCCUAGAACCACUCUUUGGAUUUUCUUUCUUUCUUUUUGGUUUUGAUUCAGAGCCAAUUCUUUUGAUGGAUCAAUGUGUGAGCCUCUUGGAGGCCAACAAUAGUGAAGAGUAAAUGGGGAGAGAACUAUAUCUUUGUUUGAUCUUCUGGAAGAUAUUCUUAGAAGUAAUGCCCAGGGGAACCAGAUGGAUCUUAAAGAUUAACCUGAUAUGUCCUCUAGAAUUCAAGCUGUGCAGUGGUCCUAUUGUUAGAGGAGUGGUUUGGGUGGUUCCCACCUCGAACCCUUGGCAUUCAUGCUGAGAUGGCUCUCUUCCUCGUACGUGCAAGGGAUCGUGCUGACGGCAGGAACUUGAUCAUCACAGGAACGGACUGUGUGUCUGAGUGAGCAGAUGGCCUCAUCCCGAGGUAAUGCCACACUAUAGGAAGCUGAAGAACACUGGAAGUGCUGCUUUUUGAAAACCACUUAAACACAAUAAUCUUACACUCUAGAGAGUAUUUUUUCUUUUCCUUUAUAUAAUGAUGCUUUUAAAUUAUAAAUAUGAGUGGAUGAUUUAGAAAAUGCCUCAUUAAUAAACUACCUCUCAAGCUAUUUCUGCAGUAAUAAAUAUGAGCAGAUUAAUUUGGUUAUCUGCAAUUUUUAAUUCUUUUAGAUCCAACCUUUAGUCUUGUAACCCUUAAAACUCUGUGAACAUUUUCCCAGGUGGCUGGAAGGAGGAAGAAAAUCCCAUGUAGCCAGCGCUGUACGUGGGUCUUAAAAUGAAGCUAUAAGCUGUUUUCUUGUCUCAUUUUGUUGUGCCUUUUGCAGCCUGUCUUCUUGAAUGCCACUGGUAACAGACUACAGCUAACAAAUUCUUUAAUCUUUGUGCUCAGAAGAUCAGGAACACUUAGGUUCUGCUAGCUCAUAGAAUUGGAUCAUUCUGUAAUAAUCUCUGAUUAGAUGCAUUUAUUUCAUGAAAGUUUAUACUUAAGUGUGGGGAGCAUAUAUCUCACGCAGUAUGAUUUAUAUCUAAGCAUUAGUGGACCUCCUAGAAACAACUCAGUUGUUCAUGUUGAUACAGUAAAUUCUGGAAUUCUCUCUAAGGAAAGUUCAAAACUUCACUGCACUAAUUCUAUAAUUUUGAAAUUUGUAAUUAUUUAACAUAGACUAAACUGACAUGAAGUUUUAUAUUUCUACUAAAUUCGAGAAACAAACUAUUAGAAUAUAUCAGACUAUAGAAAAAAAUUUUAAAUUAAAUCCAAGUCUAAGUGAUUUCCACUUAAGGUCUCUACAGAUUUUUUUAAGUUAACUUUAUUGUAUAAUUUACAUACAAUAAAACGUUCCCAUUUAAAGUAUGCAAUUCAGUGAGUCUUGAUGAGUAGAUACACCCACAAAACCAACACUCCAACCAAGAUAUAGAACAUUUCCAUAUGCCCUAGAAAGUUCUUAUGUGUACCUGUGCAGUUAUAUCUCUCACCUGCCCCCAUCUCAGGCAACCAUCUAUUGGAUUUCUGUUGCUGCCGAUAAGUUUUCUUUGUUCUAAAACAUUAUAAAAGUGGCAUCCUACACUAUGUACUCUUUUGUGAAUGGUUUCUUUCAUUCAGCAUAAUGCUUUUGAGAUUUGUCUAUGUUGCUAUGUAAUGUAUAUUAAUGAUUUACUUCUUAUUUCAAAGAAUAUUCCAUUGUAUGGUUAUACCACAAUUUGUUGUCCUUCUCCCUAACUUUUUGGAAUCACAAAUAAACCUGUUAUGAACAUUUGU
This is a messenger RNA of Nyctereutes procyonoides (raccoon dog), 3840 nucleotides long. RefSeq names its product galactosylceramidase (gene GALC). The transcript has 17 exons. Bases 34 to 2091 code for a protein of 685 amino acids. Gene Ontology annotation, cellular component: lysosome. NCBI's taxonomy places the organism in Eukaryota, Metazoa, Chordata, Mammalia, Carnivora, Canidae. Gene Ontology annotation, biological process: galactosylceramide catabolic process. The record is from RefSeq and is a predicted model, not a curated record. Gene Ontology annotation, molecular function: galactosylceramidase activity.